Phycomyces blakesleeanus NRRL 1555(-) is the source of this 543-nucleotide messenger RNA. RefSeq lists its product as hypothetical. NCBI's taxonomy places the organism in Eukaryota, Fungi, Mucoromycota, Mucoromycetes, Mucorales, Phycomycetaceae. The transcript has 3 exons. Bases 1 to 543 code for a protein of 180 amino acids. The record is from RefSeq and is a predicted model, not a curated record.
AUGCCUUCUGUUGUAUCAGUGAAUUCUUCUUCUUCCAUAGAUGAUGAUCUUGAUCUUGAAGUGAAAUAUCAUCCCUUGAUUUCUCAACUUAUCAAUAGUUAUAUCAAGAAACCAAACUUUGUAAGCACAGACCUACUUAAGGUCGCAGAGAAUAAUAAUAGAUUAGCAUGGUCAAUGACUGGCACGUAUGGCAAUAAGUACAACAAGGCACUUGCGCUGGCUCUCUUCAAGUAUCUGAGAUCUCAAAGAUGUUACACAAAUGUUUCAAAGAGUGUCACUAAGAAUAUAAUAAAGAAUCACUACCAAAAUCAAGUGCGAGUCUUCCAAACCUCAGCAGAGAAGAUUAUGGCUAGAAAUAAAGGUGGAAGAAAAUGCAACAGAAAGAAGACUCUCCACACAUUUAUUACUAGUAUUGAUAAACUUACUGUCAUCUGUUUGAAGAAAAAUUCAGAAAGCUUGAAAAAGUGCAUCCCUUAUGAGAAAGAAGUGAGCAUUCACAAGAAUUUGACAGUCACUUUACCAGAUUGGUGCUUUUCAAAAUAA